AUGCGAGAAGCGAUCAUGGAACAGGCAGAGUUCAGAAUAACAAAUUUCGGAAAUUACCAGAUCCGGAACAAGCGGAGCGUACAAGCACGGUUUCACGCGCUAUUACAGGCGGUACGCUUUGCGAAUAUUUGCCCAACAAGCGGCCACAUAAAAUGGUAUUUAUUUGUCCACAGCGGUCAGGAAGACGAGGGUCAGACUAUGUUAGUCGAUGGAUUUAGCGGCGACAAACGCCCGGAAAAUGAGUGGCAUUAUGCAGAUGCUGUACCUGAAUGCAUCGAUGCAGUUUAA
Molecule: messenger RNA, 288 nt
Organism: Danaus chrysippus (African queen)
Lineage: Eukaryota; Metazoa; Arthropoda; Insecta; Lepidoptera; Nymphalidae
Source: the annotation of a GenBank genome assembly